GUACGGGCUGAAAAGGCAAAAUCUUGUCAAGAGGUAGGAAUAAACAUGGUCAUGAACGGCUUCGACACCGCAAUGUCCGACCAGGGCAGUCUGCACCAACACCACGAGGAGAAGGAACGCGACAACCAAGAGCAGGUUCAAAGCACGACGCCAGCCAAAGGCCGCAGAAAAGGGAAGAAGGAUAGCGAUGAUGCUGGGAAGAAGAGGAGAUGUAUAAGUUCCGCUUGCGUGCCAUGUCGCAAAAGAAAGAGUAAGUGUGACGGUACUACGCCUGCAUGCUCUGCCUGCGCUGCCGUGUACAACACGCCUUGUAUAUACGACCCCAAUUCGGAUCAUCGUCGCAAAGGGGUCUACAAGAAUGACAUUGACAACUUGAAGACUCGCAACACCACCUUGCAGACCCUCAUCCAGGCCAUCUUGAACUAUCCAGAAGACGAGGUUACGUCCCUAGUUCGCCAGAUACGUACCUGUGAGAGCUUAGACGCGGUGGCCGAUGCCAUAAUAGCAAAGGAAAAUGGUGAAGGAGACGAUGAAGAGCCGCUUGAUCCAGAAGGCGUGGGUGAUGAGGGUGUUGGCCGAGGAGACCACAGCGACGGCAGCGUCAAGCCCACAUUCGAGAGCCAGCUCAGCGGCAAGAUGGGCGAGCUUCGUCUCGAUCACGGUUCAACACGCUACAUCGGCGGAACUUCUCACCUCAUUCACUUCGGAACCGCCAAUGAUGGUACCGACUCCCCUGUGCCUCCCUCCGCUGCUGAUGCAUACUUUCAGCAGCAAAACGAGGACCCCCUGACUUCCUGGACCACCGUCACGUCCGACCCCGAACUCGUCCGACACCUCAUCGACAUGUACUUCUGCUGGCACUACAGCUUCUUCACUACCCUAUCUAAACACCUCUUCAUGGAAGAAUUCCGCCGCGGGCUUCCUCCGCCCGAUUCUCCUAGUAAACCAACAUACUGCACUCCUCUCCUUGUCAAUGCGAUGCUAGCGCUUGGAUGUCACUUCACGUCCUGGCCUGCAGCUCGCAGCGUGCGCAGUGAUAGCGCUACGGCCGGUGACCACUUCUUCAAAGAGGCUAAACGCUUGAUCUUGGAAGAUGAUCUUCAUGAAGUGCCGGCAUUGACCACUGUGCAAGCGCUGGCCUUGAUGAGUGUGAGGGAGGCAGGAUGUGGCAGAGAAGCAAAGGGUUGGGUGUAUAGCGGUAUGAGUUUCCGGAUGGCUUGCGAUUUGGGUCUCAAUCUGGGCAUGGGAAGAGGUGGAGGGAAGGGGAUGGGAGAGGUAGAAGAAGAUGCCAGGAGAGUGACUUUCUGGGGGUGUUUCCUUUUCGACAAAUGUUGGUCCAACUAUUUAGGACGACUGCCACAGCUACCCAGUUCGAUAGUCACUGUACCCAAAUACGAAGUCUUUCCUGUUGAAGACUCGGAGAUCUGGUCUGCGCACACAGAUUCCGGAAUCAGCCAGGCGCAUUCGCAGCCUUCUCGUACCCGAGCUGUUGCUCUUCAAAUAUCAAAACUCUGUGAGAUCUCGAGCGAUUUGAUGAACCACUUCUAUAAUCCCAUAGAUAUGGACAAGGCAAGAGGGAAGCAGACAGAAUUGAAGAAACUGAGUGAACUCCACCAACGGCUGGAAACGUGGCGGAGGGAGCUUCCCAAAGAACUUGAGCCCAAGGAAGGAGGUCUACCUGCCAUGCUCGUCAUGCACAUGUUCUUCCAACUCCUCUUCAUCCAUCUCUUCCGUCCUUUCUUGAAAUACAAUCCCGUCAAUUCCCCACUACCUGCCCACGUGUCACCGCGGAAGCUUUGCACACAGGCCGCGGCUAUGAUAUCGAAGCUCCUUCGUCUUUACAAACGCUCCCAUGGUCUGCGCCAGAUCUGCAACAUCGUCGUCUACAUUGCCCACUCGGCAUGCACCAUUCACCUUCUCAACUUGCCCGACAAAAGCGCAAAGCGGGAUAUAGUGCACGGAGUCAAGCAUCUAGAAGAAAUCGCAGAAGGCUGGCUUUGUGCCCGACGAACUCUCCACAUCCUCAGUACUUUGGUGAAAAGCUGGAAAGUCGAGCUCCCCGAGGAUGCACUUGUCGUGCUUGCCCGUACAGACGCCAAAUUCGGGCCCUGGGAAGGUGUCAGCACACCCAAGAUUAGAAAAAGGGAACCACGGCCCACGACGGUCGAAGGCACGCAACAUCAGCAGCAACAGCAACUCCUCCAAACCCAGCCACCUCUCCAGACAAGCCCGACUCUCCAGCCCUACAGCAUAAGUCUCGCCAACUCAGCGACACACUUCUUCAAUCGUGGCAUCAUACCCACAACCACAACAACAGCACGCAUACCCACUACUCUCACCGCAAACCCCGACUCAGAAGCCGCACACCGACUCUCCACAGCCGCCACAACGCCAACCGAUCUAGCCAGCUUAUCCCAAAUGCUCCAGCAACAGAGUAACAAUCAAUCUCAACAACCCCACAACCAUCUCCAACACCAACAGCCCACGACCCCAAACAACAAUACCACCGCAACCCUCCUCAAUAACCAACCCCGCCAAGCCAUAGACGCAUCCCUCCCGGAGCGCGACCAUAAUUCCCCUAGCCAAGUCUUCGGCGGCGUCGAACAGCUCAUGCGCGAAGGCCAAGACUGGUGGCUCCGUGAUCAGAACCAACUCGCCCUAGGCUUCGAUAACUGGAACUUCGCCGCCUCCACUGCUGCGACCACCGCUGCUGCUGCCGCUGUGGCUCCAGCCGUGUCAUCAGGACACCCGGCUGCCAGUGCUGCUAUUGGCGGUCUUGGGAAUGGAACAGAUGACUUGAACGCUGCUGCUGAGUGGUUUGCUGCGCAACAGUCGCGGCAAGGCGGCAGUGGUGGUGGAGGAAUCCUCGGCGCGAGUAGCCCUGGGUUCGAUGUUGAGGGUCUUAUGAGCGGCGUAGACGGUGGCGGUGGUGUGAAUGGAGUUAACGCCGCCAUGGGUGCGUAUUCUGUCGGUGAUGGCGGGUUGUAUGACGAGAGUGAGUGGUAUCAAUGA
Messenger RNA from Periconia digitata, 3012 nucleotides. The record is from the annotation of a GenBank genome assembly. Lineage: Eukaryota; Fungi; Ascomycota; Dothideomycetes; Pleosporales; Periconiaceae.